Molecule: messenger RNA, 2051 nt
Organism: Hydractinia symbiolongicarpus
Lineage: Eukaryota; Metazoa; Cnidaria; Hydrozoa; Anthoathecata; Hydractiniidae
Product: synaptotagmin-7-like
Exons: 4
Coding region: 277-1653 (458 amino acids)
Biological process (GO): vesicle fusion; calcium-ion regulated exocytosis; regulation of dopamine secretion
Cellular component (GO): synapse; axon
Molecular function (GO): calcium-dependent phospholipid binding; SNARE binding; clathrin binding
Source: RefSeq, a predicted model, not a curated record
UGCAUAAUUACUUUGAUUUAACGUUCACAGGAUAUAUGUUUUGAUUACAAAGGUUGUUGUUGUGUUGAAGAUACUUUAGAUAUACAGAGUGUGCGUGAUGAGUGGUUGCUGUAUACUAAAAAUAACUAUAUAAAUUUGUGUGGCGAUGAUGUGUACUAGAAAUCAUUGGUUAUCUGGUAAAAUUUGAAAAUUUGCUUCUUUUUUAAAAUAAUUUUUCAUUAUGUUUUAGAUAAGAACAUUUUUCAAAGUUGGUGAACAUGUUUCUUCUUUUCACACAUGAAUGGAAAAUACUCACCAAAACACUUUCACAAAAGUAUUUCCAGAAAUAAUGAAAACACAAUCAAUAAUUUUGAUGGAAUUGUUGCUACAGUGGUGCUAGCUGUGAUAGUUGUAACUUUGGGUUUAUUUGUCAUAUGCUUGUAUAUGUAUGUUAAAAGUCACCAUACUAAAAACCAGUAUAGAAAAAUUAGUUUAAGGCAGAAGCCCAGUCUUAAAAUAACUUUGCCUAGUAGACAACAAACAAUAGAAGAGAAUCCAUCUCUUGAACGAAAAUGCUUCCCUACGCACCAUGUUGAAUUUGCUAUUCCUCCCAAAACACCAAACACACCAAUGACUCCAUAUACACCUGUAAAUAAUGACAAGGAAGAUUUGAAGUAUUUUUUUUCCCGCUCCAUUUCUGCCCCAGCGGAGAAGGUUUUUGUUAGCAAAGAUCGUAAUGCAGAUGGUUUGUGGAGAACUGCAGUAAAGAAAGCAGCCGCAUCACAGUUUUUAACCACAAAGCCAAAGACUGAGAACAAGAUUUCGCAUUGUGCCAGUGGAAAGAUUAAACUAUCACUGAAAUACAAUCAACAUGGAUUAAAAGAACUAUAUAUUAACCUGCUGGAAUGUAUUGAUUUGCCAUUGUCAAAGGAGACUGGUAUAACUGCUCCCUUCGUGAAAGUUUAUCUGUAUCCACAAACUGCCCAUACCUUUCAAGAUACAAACAAGAUUGGAUUCCGCGUUGCUAUAUUAAAUUAUCCUUCAGAACAAUCCUGUUCUUUCACUGGUUGUCCAAUAGAUAAAUUAUGUGGUGCUGCUUUAAAGUUUGUCAUAUUGGAUUAUGACAGGUUUUCCAGAAGUGAAUUUGUGGCAGAUUGUGUUUUAUUGUUGGAUGAGGUAUCUUUAGAAGGUGAAAUUAUUAGCAAGCAUUUGAGUGUCAGAAAAACGCAACCGGAUAAAGAUGUCGGAAGUCUGUUAGUGUCGUUGUGCUACCAACCAAGUGGUUCUCGUAUAUGCAUAACUGUGUUGAAGGCUAGUGGUCUCCCUGAAAACAUGGGUGGUCAUUUUUUAGAUUACUUUGUGAAGAUCAGUUUAAUGUAUAAUGGCGUUGUACUUGACAAAAGAAGAACAAGAGUCAUAAAAAAGACAGCUUGUCCAGUGUUCAAUGAGAGAGUUGUGUUUCCAGUAGAUUCAUAUGCCACAAUUAACUCUCUUAUUUUUCUUUUUGAAGUCAUCCGGAACGACUCUAAACUAAAACAAGAGAAAAUAGCAAAUGUUAUUUUAGCCAAUCAUUGUCGACAACGGCAAGUGACUCCCCAUGAAAUUCAACACUUUAAUGAAAUGAUUUCCUCACCGCAAAGACAAAUUGCAGAAUGGCAUAAACUUGUAAUCUAGAAUACUCCAUUGACUAUAUGGACUAUAUUUUUGUUCGUAUCUGUUUUUUAAUAAGCAUAAGAACUUCUUUCAAGUUCCCAGUGAGUGCUAGUUGCAGUCGUCUAAAAGCAGCUGUACACAUACUGUUAAUACAACUUUCGUAGUUGCCAUAAAAAUCUUUCUCCCUACUUCUUGUUAUAGAUACACGAUUGUGAUUCUUUAUAGCAUUUUAACUUGUGUUACAAAAUAUAUUUGUAUAACAAAUUAUUUUUAACAGAAUUUUUUUCUUUUGUAAACAAUUUUUAAAAAUUAAAUGCAAUUUUUUGCUGUAUAUUUGUUUUUUUAAAUAUUGGAUUUUUUUAGAAGAAAUUCCGUGUGUCUUCUUUACAGCUGGUGUACUGAAAUGCAUGGCUUAACGA